AUUUAUCUUUCAAAAAAAAAAAAACUCUGACAACUGUCUCUUCUCCUGUACCUCCAAAAACUCUUCCCUCAUAUAUUCUCUCUCCCCCAUUAUCAUUCCUCAAUCUAAUUCCCUUUUCAAUUCUCAAUCAAUUUCUGCAAAAAAAUCCCAGAAAAAUGAGGGAAAUUUUGCAUAUUCAAGGUGGGCAAUGUGGGAAUCAAAUCGGGUCUAAAUUCUGGGAAGUAAUUUGUGAUGAACAUGGUGUUGAUAAAACGGGUAGAUUCAAUGGCGAAUCCUCUGAUCUUCAAUUAGAACGUAUUGAUGUUUACUUUAAUGAAGCUGCUGGUGGUCGGUAUGUUCCUCGGGCUGUUCUUAUGGAUCUUGAACCCGGUACUAUGGAUAGUAUCAGAUCCGGUCCUUUGGGUCAAAUCUUUCGUCCUGAUAAUUUUGUUUUUGGGCAAUCUGGUGCCGGAAAUAAUUGGGCUAAAGGUCAUUAUACUGAAGGUGCUGAACUUAUUGACUCUGUUCUUGAUGUUGUUCGUAAAGAAGCUGAGAAUUGUGAUGCCCUUCAAGGUUUUCAGGUAUGCCACUCUCUUGGAGGGGGCACAGGUUCUGGUAUGGGAACUCUCUUGAUUUCAAAGAUAAGAGAGGAGUACCCUGAUAGAAUGAUGCUUACUUUCUCUGUUUUCCCAUCUCCGAAAGUCUCUGACACCGUCGUUGAGCCGUACAACGCCACUCUUUCCGUCCAUCAAUUGGUCGAAAAUGCUGACGAGUGCAUGGUUUUGGACAAUGAGGCUUUGUAUGAUAUUUGCUUCCGGACCUUGAAGCUUAGCAAUCCGAGCUUUGGUGAUCUUAACCACUUGAUCUCGGCCACAAUGAGUGGGGUGACAUGCUGUCUCCGAUUCCCUGGACAGCUGAACUCUGACCUAAGGAAACUCGCUGUGAACCUCAUCCCAUUCCCGCGGCUCCACUUCUUCAUGGUGGGUUUUGCCCCGCUAACCUCUCGUGGGUCACAGCAGUAUGUAUCACUUACCGUCCCAGAACUGACCCAACAAAUGUGGGAUGCUAAGAACAUGAUGUGUGCUGCUGACCCGCGUCAUGGAAGGUACCUAACAGCGUCUGCCAUGUUUCGUGGCAAGAUGAGCACCAAAGAAGUAGACGAGCAGAUGAUCAACGUGCAGAACAAGAACUCGUCUUAUUUUGUAGAGUGGAUCCCGAACAAUGUGAAGUCGAGUGUUUGUGACAUCCCACCUAUCGGUCUAAAGAUGGCUUCGACAUUUAUAGGCAAUUCAACUUCCAUCCAAGAAAUGUUUAGAAGAGUUAGUGAGCAAUUCACUGCUAUGUUUAGGCGAAAGGCGUUCUUGCAUUGGUACACCGGAGAAGGCAUGGACGAAAUGGAAUUCACAGAGGCUGAGAGUAACAUGAACGAUCUUGUCGCGGAGUAUCAACAGUAUCAAGAUGCAACUGCUGAUUAUGAGGAAGAUUAUGAAGAUGAACCUGAAGAGAAUUAUGAGGGCUAGACAUAGAUUAUGUUAUCUUGCUUUUCUUUUUCAUUUUUGUGUCUUAUAGUUGAAGUUAUUGUUUGAAUUAUAUCAAUUUGUUGUUUUUCAUUGAGUGUUCUUUAUCCUAGGAGGGAAGUAUAUCUAUCUAUUGUAUUAAGUGAAAAAAUGGUAUGGAUUUUUUUGUUUUUCCAUCAUUUCUGGUGUAUGUGUAUUGAACUAGCUCUAUUGCUAUUCAUCUAUUUAUGACUAUAUGUUAUAUAAUUUAA
Messenger RNA from Amaranthus tricolor (Joseph's coat), 1747 nucleotides. Its product is annotated as tubulin beta-1 chain. Gene Ontology annotation, molecular function: structural constituent of cytoskeleton; GTP binding; GTPase activity. Gene Ontology annotation, cellular component: microtubule; cytoplasm. NCBI's taxonomy places the organism in Eukaryota, Viridiplantae, Streptophyta, Magnoliopsida, Caryophyllales, Amaranthaceae. The record is from RefSeq and is a predicted model, not a curated record. The transcript is spliced from 3 exons. The coding region runs from base 156 to 1499 and encodes 447 amino acids. Gene Ontology annotation, biological process: microtubule cytoskeleton organization; mitotic cell cycle.